Messenger RNA from Suncus etruscus (white-toothed pygmy shrew), 1298 nucleotides. RefSeq names its product F-box protein 4 (gene FBXO4). Gene Ontology annotation, biological process: protein polyubiquitination; SCF-dependent proteasomal ubiquitin-dependent protein catabolic process. Lineage: Eukaryota; Metazoa; Chordata; Mammalia; Eulipotyphla; Soricidae. The record is from RefSeq and is a predicted model, not a curated record. Gene Ontology annotation, cellular component: SCF ubiquitin ligase complex. Gene Ontology annotation, molecular function: protein binding. Bases 4 to 1167 code for a protein of 387 amino acids. The transcript has 8 exons.
GCCAUGGCCGGGAGCGAGCGGGGCCGAGCCGGCAGCUCCCCGCGGCCGCCGCAGAGCGACUGGGGCCGCCUGGAGGCCGCCAUCCUCAGCGGCUGGAGGAGCUUCUGGCAGUCGGUGGGCAAGGACAGGCCGCUGGCCCGGGCCGCCCGGGAGGACGCGGGCGAGGAGGAUUGCUCCCUGACGCGGCUGCCGAUUGAUGUCCAGCUAUACAUUUUGUCAUUUCUGUCCCCUCAUGAUCUGUGUCAGUUGGGAAGUACAAGUAGUUAUUGGAAGGACACUGUCCGAGAUCCAAUUCUGUGGAGGUAUUUUCUGUUGCGGGAUCUACCUUUAUGGUCUUCUGUUGACUGGAAGUCUCUUCCUGACCUCGGAAUCCUAAAAAAGCCUAUAUCUGAAGUCACUGAUGGAACAUGUUUUGACUACAUGGCAGUUUAUAAAAUGUGCUGUCCAUGUACAAGAAAAUCUUCGAAAUCUAGUCGUCACAUGUAUGGAGCUGUCACUUCGUUUUUACACUCCCUGAUCAUUCAGAAUGAACCAAGAUUUGCUAUGUUUGGACCAGGCUUGGAAGAACUGAAUACAUCUUUGGUGUUGAGUCUGAUGUCUUCUCGGGAACUUUGCCCAACCGCUGGUUUACCUCAGAGGCAGAUAGAUGGGAUUGGAUCAGGAGUCAACUUUCAAUUGAGUAACCAACAUAAAUUCAACAUUUUAAUAUUAUAUUCAACAACUAGGAAGGAAAGAGAUAGAGCAAGAGAAGAACAAACAAGUGCAGUUAACAAGAUGUUCAAUUUACAGAAUGAAGGAGAUAAUCAGCAAGGAAGCCGAUACAGUGUUAUUCCUCAAAUUCAGAAAGUGUGUGAAGUUGUGGAUGGCUUCAUCUAUGUUGCAAAUGCUGAGGCCCAUAAAAGACAUGAAUGGCAAGAUGAAUUUUCUCGCAUCAUGGCAAUGACAGAUCCAGCUUUUGGAUCUUCAGGAAGACCAAUGCUGGUUUUAUCUUGUAUUUCUCAAUCCAAUGUAAAACGAAUGCCCUGUUUUUAUUUGGCCCAUGAGCUGCAUCUGAAUCAUCUGAACUACCCAUGGAUGGUGCAGGAUACAGAGGCUGAAACACUAACAGGUUUUUUGAAUGGAAUUCAGUGGAUUCUUGGAGAAGUAGAAUCUAAGCCUGCAAGAUGACCCUCCUUCCUUAUUUACUGAUGUAGAUGUUUGCUCUAUAAAUUUAUUUUCUCUCGACUCUUUUGUAGGUGGGCUUUCAAUUGGACAGUGAUAGCUGCUAUGUGUAUUUGUGUUUUUUGUUUCAAACAAUA